Molecule: messenger RNA, 503 nt
Organism: Nezara viridula (southern green stink bug)
Lineage: Eukaryota; Metazoa; Arthropoda; Insecta; Hemiptera; Pentatomidae
Source: the annotation of a GenBank genome assembly
GCAUUCAUCCUUCACACCAUCCAGUGUUUUUUUCUUGUUUUGUUUUUUUACGACCAAUCCCAACUUCCCGUGACUUAGCAAUCUCAAUAGCAAUAACCGAACGGGUACAGCGUUAUAUGGGGACGAUCCCAUCCACCAGACUUCAUCAAAUAUUCUGCGGGGCACCUCGCUUCCGACGCUUCAACCUUUGUUCCAUUCCUUUGAGUGGAAGGGAAAUAUUUCACAUCCAUAAAGAACAGCAGGGAGAGGAAAGAAAUUUUAAGGACUCGGGCAUGUUUGAUGAAAGUUACAUCGAAACAGAUUCUGUGGAUGGUUUCCGCUUCCGUGCGCACAAUAGUGGCGUAUCAUCAGAGCUCAUUAGAGUGACUCUAGGUAGUUACUCGAACCGCCCGCGUCACGAGAGAGUUUUCUCCAACAGAAUCUCUAAAGCUCGAAGUAAAACAAGAACGAGGUAUCACAAUCAGAGACGAGGAGUAUCAUUAACCCGUAUUCACUUCAAUUAA